AAAAAACAUACAAGUCAGAGAGAGAGAGACUUGAAUUAUGAGGUGAGUCUUGUAGAGUUCUGUUUUCUUUUUGGUAAAUCUUCUGAUUACUUAUCAAUUUAACGCAUUAUGCCAUUAAUGUGGAUAAAAAAAUAUUAAAAACUGCCCGUUAGGUGAGGAGGACUGUCGAGAAGUCAAUUUGUUAACCAUUAAAAUAUUUUAGCGUGUGUUAGGUCAGGAUUGUGAAAUCAAUUUGUCCAACUUCUACACGUCUCUUACAGCGAGCCAAGAAAAAACCCCUACCUUAUAGCGUGCGAAAAACAUACAACUCAGAGAGAGAGAGAGAGAGAGAGAGAGAGAUUUACACCUGCUUUUGAAGGUUCAAUUCGAGAAGUUUAAGGAACAAUGGAAGCAAAACUACAAACAUUUGGGAGCUCCCUCCUUGUACCUUGUGUUCGAGAGCUGGCCAAAGAAUCACCGACCAUAGUCCCAUCCAGGUAUAUUCAGCGUGAUCAAGACCCUCCAAUAACAUCAUAUGCGACUUCAAUUCCCGAUGUCCCAAUAAUCGACAUGGAGAAAUUGCUUUCUGGAGAUCAUAUGGAGUUGAAGAAGCUGGACUCUGCAUCCAAAGAGUGGGGAUUCUUCCAGUUAAUAAACCAUGGAGUGAGCUCUGCAUUAUUGGAGAAAGUGAAGUUGGAGAUCAGUGAAUUCUUUAACCUCCCAAUAGAAGAAAAGAAGAAAUUCUGGCAGGAUUUGGGAGAUAUUGAAGGAUUUGGGCAGUCCAAUGUUUUGUCUGAGGAGCAGAAGCUUGAUUGGGGAGACAUGUUUUUCUUGACCACCCUUCCAACCCAUUCAAGAAAACCCCGCCUUUUUCCCAAGCUUCCACUCCCCUUCAGAGACACUUUGGACAAUUAUGCUAAUGAGUUGAAACAUCUCGCCGUGAAGAUUCUUGAUUUUAUGUCCAAAGCUCUGAAAAUGAAGGCAGAGGAGAUGAGAGACUUGUUUGAAGAAGGGAGGCAAUCAAUGAGGAUGAAUUAUUAUCCUCCGUGCCCACAACCAGAGAAGGUCAAUGGUCUCACUCCGCACUCGGAUGGUGCCGGCCUCACCAUACUCCUCCAAAUCAAUGAAAUGGAAGGUCUACAGAUCAAGAAAGACGGGAUGUGGGUUCCUGUUAAACCCAUCCCUCAAACCUUUGUGGUCAACAUUGGGGACUCUCUAGAGAUUGUCACCAAUGGAGCUUAUCGCAGCAUCGAGCAUCGAGCAGUAGUGAACUCUAGGAAGGAGAGGCUGUCGAUUGCAACAUUUUACAGCCCCAGAGUUGACGGAGAAAUGGGUCCUGCACCUAGUUUGAUUACCCCACAAACUCCUGCACUUUUUAGAAGACUUGGGGUUUCCGAGUAUUUCAAAAGCUUUUUGGCUCAAAAGCUUGACGGGAAAUCACAUCUAGAUGCCAUGAGGAUUGAAAAAGAGCCAGAACAGCUGAAACAUCCAUAACUCAACUGUUUUAGAAACCAAAUCAUCAUUUUUGUUCUACAUAUCAAGUUUGUAAGGAGUUAUGAAGAAACUCCAACACCAACCCAUUCAGAGCACUUUGAAUAAAUUCUGUCAGUCUCACA
Rhododendron vialii is the source of this 1595-nucleotide messenger RNA. RefSeq names its product protein SRG1-like. The transcript is spliced from 4 exons. The coding region runs from base 385 to 1473 and encodes 362 amino acids. Lineage: Eukaryota; Viridiplantae; Streptophyta; Magnoliopsida; Ericales; Ericaceae. The record is from RefSeq and is a predicted model, not a curated record.